AUGCUGUCUUGGAUCAACAAGAAUCUAGCCAGUAAGCUGGAAAGAGAGUUCGAGAGUACGGUUGACAGCCUAGCAGCUGAAAGUGGCCAAGCUGAAACUGAUGCACAUGCAAGCGUUUCACUUCUGAGCGACUGUUUGCAAGAUAGGUUCAACAUGUUUCAGCUCCAGCUUAGCCGGUUUCACUCAGCGCAUGAUGGUCGUGGUCCAAUAUUUGUGUCGUGCAAAUCCUGGCGGCGGCGGCUGUGUCCGUCUUUGUCCAGCUUUAGUCUGCUCGCUUGUACCGAGAGGGCUGCAUCGGAAGUGGAUCCUGGCUCUCUUCGGGUGAACAAGCACGCCUCGAGUACUGGCGACCAUCUUCGAGAGCAAUAUAUCGAGGCAUCAGCCGAGCUGGACGCUAUCAUGAAAGACGACAUCCCUCGCCUUCCAACAUCUUCGCAAAACUCUAUGGCAACUGAUAUUGGUUAUCAAAUACACGGCAAAGUCCCCGCGUCACAUCUUGCGUAUUGGAACUUCGACAAAGACGUCGCUUUUGAGCUUGCCACUCAAAAUGGCUUGCUCGCAUUGCCUGUGAACAUGUUUAAUCAGAAUUUGAUACAUCUUGCGGUCAAAAUGAGCGAUAUUGGCUUUCUGAAGAGGCUGGCGGAUGAGGAUCGCGGAUGCUUUGCGAAAGCCUUAGGAGUACAGAACCAUCUCUCAACGAUGCAAUAUCACACACCACUUGAACUUGCGAGCAUAAUUGGAGACAGCGACAUCUUCUGUCUCCUUGCUGCAAGGUCCACCGAAAUCCACUGCUGGAGCGAAGUUCUUCCCGAACCAGCCGUGACCAUCAGCAAUCUAACUACGACCGGUUCCAUGGACCAUGAUAUGACAGGCUGGCUGGUACCCAUGGAAGCAGCACCGGAGAACAACGUCAAUGAGAAGAUCUCUUAUCUAUAUGAUUACUUAUUUAGGACUGGACAGGUUCCUCUCAAUGACUCGAUACGAUCAGUGCAACACGACCUCGACCAUCUCAAGAUGUCACAGGAUGAGACCACGUUCAACAGUGGAGAAGACCCUAAUGACUUGUUUCGAAGCAAUUUUCUGGGCCACAAGCCUUCCAAGCCUCUGCCUGAUGCAACCUGA
This is a messenger RNA of Lithohypha guttulata, 1122 nucleotides long. RefSeq lists its product as uncharacterized. Bases 1 to 1122 code for a protein of 373 amino acids. NCBI's taxonomy places the organism in Eukaryota, Fungi, Ascomycota, Eurotiomycetes, Chaetothyriales, Trichomeriaceae. The transcript is spliced from 2 exons. The record is from RefSeq and is a predicted model, not a curated record.